Corapipo altera (White-ruffed manakin) is the source of this 724-nucleotide messenger RNA. It is a transcript of the gene PCLAF, whose product is annotated as PCNA clamp associated factor. Gene Ontology annotation, cellular component: nucleus. The transcript is spliced from 4 exons. Gene Ontology annotation, molecular function: chromatin binding. The coding region runs from base 24 to 344 and encodes 106 amino acids. Gene Ontology annotation, biological process: translesion synthesis; regulation of cell cycle. Lineage: Eukaryota; Metazoa; Chordata; Aves; Passeriformes; Pipridae. The record is from RefSeq and is a predicted model, not a curated record.
GGGCGGGGCCGGGCAGUGCCGGGAUGGUGCGGACCAAGGCGGACCAGCGCGGCGGCGCCUUUCGCAAGGUGUUGGGCGCCCGCGCUCCCCGGAAGGCGCUGGGCCCCGCCAACCUCAGCGCGGGACCGCCGCCGGCCAGGAAGGGUGACCGGCGCCCCGUGGGGCUGAACCCGGUGUGUGUGCGGCCGAUCCCCGCCUGGCAGAGGAGCAUCGGCGAGUUCCUGCAGCUCCCGCCCAAGGAGAACCGGGCGCCCGACGGAGCCGUGCCCGGGAGCAGCGGCCUAGGAGCUUGGCCCCUGCCACUGGAUCCUGCCGAAGAUGGAGAGUCCUCUGAGGAAGAGUAGACAUGAUCUGACCUCAGUUUUCAUGAUGAAGUUCUCCUCCUAGUUGAGCUGGUUUUUGUACAUUUUUAUAGUUUUUUAUAAUUUGUUAUGGCUUACAUUCGGCUGUUGUACAGGACUAAAAGUCUGAGAGACAGCAGCAACACUGUGGAGAAAUUAAUUAAUUUAUACAUUUUGGCACUUAGCAUUCAGUGUAAAUCGUUGGUUUAGUUUUUAUCUGGUUUUCCUUGAGUUCCUCAGUGCCUCCUGCAUGUCAGGCAGCUUUUACCUUUCAUCUUCUGAUUGCCUUUUGCUUGUCCAGGACUUGCAUGGCCGUGGUUGUUCUGUUUUUAGAAAGCAGAUCUUUAUUUUUUUUAAUACAUUGAAGCCUUCUGAGCACACAC